AGUCUGCACUGGUGUGUAGUUUUUUUUGCUCAGUCGGGCUCGUCCGUCGUUAUAGAGUUUAGUCGUUUGUUGGUGUUUUUUUUUUGAAUAAGAAUUUCUUGUUUAAUAGAAUUCUUACUAAUUAAUAAAUUUGUUGUUGCUUGGCUUGGUGUGUGUUGCGGUGGUGACGACAGAUAGAAAUUGGAAAAAAUAAAAUGGGAAACCUUGACGGUGGUACUACUUUUACAGAAAACGGCUUAACAGCAUCACCAGCAGCAGGCAGUGGCUGUUCCAGUAGUAGUACCUUAACAAAUAAUGCAGCAGAAAUAGAACAACAAAUACAAUUUGAUAGGGAGCUGCAUGAGAAAAAAUUUGCAGCACCGGCAUACAAGGAAAUACGCACACGAAAAAAUGGUCUCAAGGCUAGUGGACGAGUGGUGACCAUGAACGGUAAUGGCAUUAAGACUAAUGGCUACUUUCCACUUAAGAAUGGAGGCACAACAACCACAGAAUAUGGAGUGGCCUCAAAGCUCUCGGCUGCCGAACGUAAACUAACGCCCGCAGAGGAACACUUUAAAAAGACCUCAUUUGAAGAGGUGCCCUUACACACAGCCUGCUUUACCUAUUUAGGUUUUUAUUUACUCAUGAUAUUGGGCUAUUUAAAUCAAUUACUGUUCGUACCCAAAGUUGCCAAGGAGGAAAAUCGUGAGGGUUACGUUACACUGUAUGAUGCAUUUGAAAGUUUCUAUUCGCGUUAUGUGUAUCGUCGUGUUAGAGACUGUUGGAAUCGUCCCAUUUGCAGUGUUCCCGGUGCUGAAUUAACCCUAAAAGAUCGUGUUACACAUGAUUAUGGUUGGAGUUUUGAGUUUACGGGCACUGAAACUAGAUGCCUUAAUUUGGGCUCUUAUAAUUAUUUGGGUUUUGCCGACAACUCUGGUCCUUGUGCUGAUAAUGCUGAGAAGACCACCAGGGAAUUUGGUUUAGCUCUCUGCAGUCCACGUGUAGAGCUGGGUAAUACUCAGCUGCAUGAUGAUUUGGAAAAGUUAACCGCCCGUUAUUUGGGUGUGGAAGAUGCUAUAGUAUUUGGCAUGGGCUUUGCCACAAAUGCCCUUAAUUUACCUUCUCUCCUUUCGCCUGGUUGUUUGGUAGUAAGUGAUGAGAAAAAUCAUGCCUCUAUUAUAUUGGGUAUUCGCUUGUCGGGUGCCACCACUAAGGUCUUUAAACAUAAUAAUAUGAAAGAUUUGGAACGUGUUCUAAGAACGAGUGUAGUAAAUGGUAAUACUAAAGAUGGUGGCAAACCAUGGAAGAAAAUCUUAAUUAUUGUUGAAGGUGUAUUCAGUAUGGAAGGUUCUAUUGUACGACUGCCCGAAAUUAUUGAAUUGAAAAAGAAAUACAAGGCUUAUUUGUAUUUAGAUGAAGCGCACAGUAUUGGUGCGAUGGGUCCAAAUGGUGGUGGUGCUGUGGAUUAUUUUGGUGCUGAUCCCAAAGAUGUUGAUAUUCUAAUGGGUACAUUCACUAAAAGUUUUGGUAGUGCUGGUGGCUAUAUUGCUGGUUCAAAGAAACUUAUUGACUUCUUACGCACAAACAGCCAUGCCCAUUGUUAUGCCUCGACAAUGUCACCGCCAGUGGCACAACAAAUCUAUACAUCCAUGAGCAUUAUAAUGGGCCUAGAUGGCACCGAUAUGGGUCGCAGAAAAAUCAAUCAAUUAGCACGUAAUACAAGAUAUUUCCGCAAACGUUUAGCACAAAUGGGUGUCAUCAUUUAUGGUCAUGAAGAUUCACCAGUUGUGCCGAUGUUGGUAUAUCUAUUCUCCAAAAUUGGAGCCGUUGUACGUACCUUAACUACCCGCCAUAUAGCCGUUGUGGGUGUUGGUUUUCCUGCCACACCCAUUAUGGAGGGCCGUAUACGUUAUUGUUUAUCGGCUGCACAUACCAAAGAACAACUUGACUAUGCUCUAGAGGUUAUCGAUGAGAUCAGCGAUAAUUUGGGCUUGAAAUAUUCACGUAAAAAACGUGAUCCCAAUCCCAUAGAAUAUUGAUUUCUAACAAAAUGAGCAAAAUAAUUUAUUACUGUUUUUCUUCUAAAAAAUAAUAGAUUACCCUUAAACACACACACACAUACUACAUACACACAAAUACAAAAAGCUAUUAUUCAAUUACUUUACAAAAACAUUCUUUUAGGAAAUACUAAAAUAUAUAAAAUAACAUUUUUUCUUUACAAUUUAAUCUUUAACCAAAAUA
Messenger RNA from Lucilia cuprina (Australian sheep blowfly), 2220 nucleotides. RefSeq names its product serine palmitoyltransferase 2 (gene lace). The coding region runs from base 195 to 2018 and encodes 607 amino acids. The transcript is spliced from 4 exons. NCBI's taxonomy places the organism in Eukaryota, Metazoa, Arthropoda, Insecta, Diptera, Calliphoridae. Gene Ontology annotation, molecular function: serine C-palmitoyltransferase activity; pyridoxal phosphate binding. The record is from RefSeq and is a predicted model, not a curated record. Gene Ontology annotation, cellular component: serine palmitoyltransferase complex. Gene Ontology annotation, biological process: ceramide biosynthetic process; sphingosine biosynthetic process.